AGCUACCCAACUCAGAUAUGGUUUAAAGACGCACCUCAUGGAGAUCCAGACGCUCGCGCUCUCACAAUUGUCCAGUUACUAGCAACAACAUGGUUUACGUACCUUCGAUCUUGCCGGUCAGGAUUCUGUGGCCGCAAUGGGUGGGAAGCGCAGGAGCGACCCUGGUAACAAUCGUAGCCGGAUUGGUGGCAGGGUGGUCAUCACCGUACUUGGCGAAGCUGCUGUCAGAUGAUUCGCCACUGCCCAUAACAGACUCGGAAGCAUCAUGGAUCGCAUCACUGAUAAACGUAGGAAGAUUCGUGGGCGGAAUUCUGACGGCAGUUAGCAUAGAGUGUUUCGGUAGCAGAAGAACAAUGUUCCUAAUAGGAUUUCCGAGCGCUCUUGGAUGGAUAUUCAUCAUGUUCGCAAACCACGUAAUAUGGCUGUACGCAGCGAGGAUUCUAUGUGGUAUCGGUAUGGGAAUGACCUUUGGCGCGUUCCCGAUUUACAUCGGAGAAAUAUCCGACUCCUACAUCAGAGGUGCUCUGGUGACACUGGCGAUGAACGGUGGAGCGGUGGGAAACUUCCUUGGUAACCUAAUGGGAUCGUACAUGCCAAUGUCGUACUUCGCGAUGAUAACAUUGGUUCUGAUAGCGAUCCACGUUUUGCUCUUCGCACUCGUACCCGAAUCGCCUCACCACCUGUUGCGCGUCGGAAAACUCGAGGAGGCGACGGAGGCUUACCAAUGGUACCACCGUGGAGUCGAGAUCAAAAAGGAGAUGGAAAUUCUCAAGGAUUACGUGUUCGCUUCGAAAUCGACCUCGUUUAGAGACCGUCUUCGUGAGUUCAAUGCCCCGCAGAACAGGAGGGCCGGCUUCAUAAUCAUCGUCUUGUUCAUGUUCAUGCACCUCAGCGGAACGAACAGUCUUCUAUUCUACAUGGAGAUAAUACUGACCAGAGCCCAGGUCAAGUCUAUCUUACCAUCGUCUGUCGUCGUUAUCGCAGGCGCCCUUUCGAUCGUGACGGGAUGGCUAGCCAUGUACUUGAUCGAGAGGUCCGGACGUAGGUUUUUACUCAUCAUUUCGAGCAUUGGAGUUUUCGCUGCGAUGAUGUGCCUGGGACUGCAGUUCGCUCUGCUCGAUUAUCAGCCUGCCGUUCCCGUCAUGGAGUGGCUGCCCAUCGGAUCGAUGAUGCUGUAUCAGGUCUUCUACUCCGUUGGUAUCAUGAUCAUUCCAAGCGCGGUGCUCAGUGAACUCUUCCCCGCAAAUCUGAAGAGCAUGGCAGCAUGUGGCGCGGGCAUAUCGUCGGGAGUCUUUGCUUUCAUAUCCAGCAAGACGUACCAACCGAUGGUCGACGCCAUGGGCGAGGAGUACGUCUUCUGGUUUUAUGGAUUCAUCGCCAUACUCGCCGUACCCUUCGCCAUUUUUACGAUGCCGGAAACUAAGGGAAAAUCUCUGCAGGAGAUCCAGGAGAUACUGACGGACAGUGUGACGCAUGUAAAAUCCGAGAAAGCUAAGGGGAUGAAAAACGAGGAAGUCUGAAAUAGUUGAAGAUAUCGAUAUUUGUUGGCUACGAUGUUUUCCACCUUUAUACCUCACAACCUUCCAAAAAUUGUUUGCGAAAAGCAUGUGACUUUGGUUACAAUGUAGGUACCUUACGGAAUUUUUGGGGUUCAAUAGCCGGACUACACGGUUCAAAAGUAGAACACUCAAUUUGGCCCUCGAAACACGAACUGAAAAGUAUAUCGCAGGAAAUGGUCAUCUCACCAAUGACAAGCUGAAGCUUCGUAGUUUCGAGUACCUAAGUGUAUAGUAAGUUAUUCCAAUAGACAAAUAUAGGAUAGUUGAUGAUGAGCCAAGUUAGUUUAGCUGGUCAACGCGUAAUUUUACACGUCUUAUCGAUAAAGAUGAAGAUAUUAUGAAGUU
Diprion similis is the source of this 1904-nucleotide messenger RNA. RefSeq names its product facilitated trehalose transporter Tret1-like. Gene Ontology annotation, cellular component: membrane. Bases 90 to 1520 code for a protein of 476 amino acids. The record is from RefSeq and is a predicted model, not a curated record. The transcript is spliced from 2 exons. Gene Ontology annotation, molecular function: transmembrane transporter activity. NCBI's taxonomy places the organism in Eukaryota, Metazoa, Arthropoda, Insecta, Hymenoptera, Diprionidae. Gene Ontology annotation, biological process: transmembrane transport.